Cuscuta campestris is the source of this 3223-nucleotide messenger RNA. The record is from the annotation of a GenBank genome assembly. Lineage: Eukaryota; Viridiplantae; Streptophyta; Magnoliopsida; Solanales; Convolvulaceae.
AAAUCCCCUUCCAUUCAUGAAUAUUCAUUCAUGAAUCCCUGUCCCCAUUUUCCCUGAUUUUAUUCCAUGAAAGGACUCAAGCACAUGACUGCAUUUUCUAGGAUUUGUGGAAGAAAUAGCUUAGUAUUUUCCUUUGUAUGAGUGCCUUUAAAUUUCGGCCAUAGGCCUAUUGUAAUGCUCAGAUUUUUAUUCUUCAUUUCAAGAUAGAAAUACACUGGUUGUAUUCUGUUUUCAAAUCCUAAUUUCUAUAUCUUAAGGUUGGUUUCCUUAAGUGUGAGUGUUAGGUUCUAGUUAUUUAAUUGAGUGUGUAAUAUCUUAAUUAAAUUCUAGACUCAAACCCCAAGUGAGGAUAAGAGUGUGUUAUAUCUCUUAAAACCUACUUGGUUUUUAUCCCUUUUCCCCUCUUAUUUUCCCUUCCAAAUUUUCGGCCCUCCUAAAAAGCACAACCAGUAUCCCCCUUUUUCUCCCCUAUUCUUAUGCCUUUAAACCAUCUUAAAAAUCAACCCUUCAUCCUCCUCCAUAUACUCGACCAGUCCACUCCCCUCCCUUUCCAAACCCAAGCUUAAAUAUAUCAUCAUAGACAGUUGUUCAGUUCACCAUCUAGGCUAGUUACACAUUCGAACAGAAAAAUGAGCUCGAGCACAGGAAACUUGGCCAUGGGGAAACGAAUUCGGAAAAUGAGACCGCUCUGUUGCUGCGUCUCUCCUCGAUUCAAGCCUCUCGUUCCUCAUCCUAUCUUCUCCCGGUAUGAAGAGGACACGUGGACUGAGGUUGCCAAGUAUUUGGAUGGGAAAUCUCUGAUAAUGCUUGCAGCAACUUGUAAGUGGUUCCAUCAUGUCAUCAUGGUUGAGAGUGUUUGGAAGUAUGCUUGUUUGCGUGACCUUGAUGUGCCUGAUCCUGGAAAAGUGGGCUGCAAAUGGAUCCAACUCUAUGCUACAGCCUUUGGUGGUAGUCAUUCUUACAUGUUCCGCCAGAAGGACAAGCACAUAGACUGGAUGCGCAUUGGAGCUUUUGUGUUUGACUCACAAGCUGCACUUCUCACAGAAAAUCUAAUUGCCCCCUUUAGAAUCCCAAAAGAAGAGACAACACAAGAAAUGGUGGCUCAGAAUGGCAAAUGUGUGGUAAGUCCUAUCAGGAGUGGCAUCUGGCUUGCGGAUUUACAACUUGUUCAUUGCCCAGUUUGUGACCUCAAUACCUGCGAUGGAACUAUGCAAACACUAGAUGCAAGGCACAUUGAGUUGUUCUUGAGUGAGGGGUACCAGGAUGGGAGUUGGGACUAUGAGUUGCUGGGGACCCAUGAGGUGAAGAAGAGAGCAGAGGGAGCAACUGCUGCAAUUUUCGAUAUCAAACAUCUCCAAGAUCGCACCACCCAAAUGGUCCUUGACUUUAAGUCAUGGAAGGGGAAGGAGAAUGACUGGCAGCCUAAAUCUAUUGUAGCCCGGCACGCAGUCGCAAUCAACACCAACUUACAGUUAAAUGAAGGCCUUCAGGUGAAAUACCAUGGCAUGAAGGCAGGAAGCAAUGAGCUGCCGAUUGCCAACCCUCCACAUGCAGCCAAGAAAGGGGGUGGGGUGUCCAUACGCUUCCCUUUCGGCUUACAAAACGAGGACACGUUCAUGAGCUGCGCCUACGAUCCGUUGUUCACUCUGAGAUGCAGCAGCAAUUCCAGCAGCAGCAGCAGCAAGGUGGUUCUGAACCUCCCCUGUUGUGGAGACUUCUUCGUCCGCGGCAUCGACUACCUGGCCCAACAAAUCACACUCUACGACCCGAAGAACUGCCUCCCCAAGAGGUUCUUGAAUCUGGACGGCCUCUCCUCUUCCCCCUUCGUGCCUUUGCAUUACCGCAACUACACCUUCCUCAAGUGCCCCAAGCACGCCUCCUUGAAGAAUGCCGCUAACGUCUCCUCCUUCUCCGUCAUACACUGUCUCAGCAACUCCACCGUCUCCGUGGUGGCGACUUCUUCCCCAAACGUCACGAGAGCCUUGAGUGAGAACGCUUGCGAGACGUACGCUGCUGAUGUGCGGGUCCCGGUCUCGGAUGACUGGGUUUCCUCCUCUUCCGGUGGUGGUGGUGGUGAUGAUUUCAGGCUGGGAUGGAGUUCUCCCGAUUGCAGGUCGUGCGAGGCCGAGGGUGGCGUCUGUGCAUUUGCUCCCUAUGCAGAUUAUACCAUCCAGUCUGUGGGUUGCAAUUACUACAACUCCACCCUACCUCCUUCGCCCGGAAGCUCGGCAAGGAAAAAGGGGACAAGGAUUUUCUUGAUAAGUGUGUUGUGCAUAAUCUUCCCUGGUGCUAUAUUCAUGGCCUGCACGGGGUGCUUCGCGUACAUUAGGGCGCAUCAGCACUACAGACACCUGAUACGCUGGUCUCACACCAGCGGCGGUGGCAGGACCAGAGCAGUGCAGCCGAACCCAGAUGUGGGGACCACAAGGACUGCUCCCCAAACACGGCGAGGAGAGCAGAACCCAGAUGUGGGGACCACAAGGACUGCUCCCCAAACACGGCGAGGAGAGCAGAACCCAGAUGUGGGGACCACAAGGACUGCUCCCCACACACGGCGAGGCGCGUGGAACCCCCUGGCAAGCCCUCAACGAGCCCUACACAGCCUGUCAGAGCAAGAGACAUUCGCCCCCAGACGGACAAACAUAGACAUCAGACUCUACACUAUAAGGGUGUACCGCGAAGAAGAUGGGGGGAUACUCCCAAGGCCGGGGCAGAACACUUGUGCCAUUUGCCAAGAAGAUUACCAGCCGGAACAGGGACUAGGGUUGAUGCAUGGCUGUCAGCACUCCUUCCAUGUCCACUGCCUUGCCACAUGGUUGCAAGCCAAGUCCACAUGUCCCAUUUGCAGGAAUUCUCCAUUUUGCCCCCAAGAUAUUGUAACCCUUGGGACGACUGAUAUGGCGAUUCAACGGUCACAGACCACUGGCAGCAGCAAUUGGAACUUUGACUUUUUUUGGACUCCUCUCAGAAACAAUACACCUAUGGUGUUUGAAGACGAUGGCAGGCAGCUUCCAAGUGCCAACCCUUACAUGUCCGCUUUGUAGGGAAUCCCCUUCCUCCAAUUGUUGUGUUCACAAAUACCUGGCCUGAUGCAAUUUUGUAAAAGCAGCUAUUUGCAACUCUGAACUAUCAUUUAUAUAUGUCACUAUGAGCACUUCAACCCCUCUUUUCUGUCCAGAAAAGGAGGAUAUUCUUUCAACUCUAACAAAAAGAUUAACUAAUU